AUGUAUCUGAAGAGCCAGUUCCUCAAACUGGUGAGCAGGUGCCCAGUACGAGUGCUGGGUACCUCCAACAGUUCCUCCACCAGUACCUCCAACAGUUCCUCCACCAGUACCUCCAACAGUUCCUCCAACUGUACCUCCAACAGUUCCUCCAACAGUACCCCCAACAGUACCUCCAACAGUUCCUCCAACAGUACCCCCAACAGUACCUCCAACAGUUCCUCCACCAGUACCUCCAACAGUUCCUCCAACAGUACCUCCAACAGUUCCUCCAACAGUACCCCCAACAUACCCCUACAGUACCCCCAACAGUACCUCCUCCAGUACCACCGACAGUACCCCCAACAGAACCUCCAACAGUACCCCAACAGUACCCUCAACAGUACCUCCAACAGUACCCCCACCAGUACCCUCAACAGUACCUCCAACAGUACCCUCACCAGUACCCUCAACAGUACCUCCUCCAGUACCCCCAACAGUACCUCCUCCAGUGCCCCCAACAGUACCCCCACCAGUACCCCCAACAGUACCCCCAACAGUACCUCCAACAGUACCCCCACCAGUACCUCCUCCAGUACCCCCAACAAUCCUCGAAAGUUCUGA
Molecule: messenger RNA, 600 nt
Organism: Oncorhynchus keta (chum salmon)
Lineage: Eukaryota; Metazoa; Chordata; Actinopteri; Salmoniformes; Salmonidae
Product: putative protein TPRXL
Exons: 4
Coding region: 1-600 (199 amino acids)
Source: RefSeq, a predicted model, not a curated record